UCUCAAAUCCUCUCACAACUCACAACCUUCAUCCCCAACGCCUCCAGAUUGACAGCAGCAAACACUCAACCAUCAACACACUCUAGCACUGAUGGACCACUCCCACAUGGACCAUGGCAACGCCCACCGUUGCAACAUGAACAUGCUGUUCACCUGGGGCACCCAAGACCUGUGUAUUGUCUUCCGGCAAUGGCAUGUCUCUGGCACUUUCUCUCUGCUCUGGUCCUUGCUCGCCAUCGUUCUUCUUACCGCAGGCUAUGAAGCCGUUCGUGAGAUCUCCCGCCGCUACGAAGCAUAUUCGAACAAUCCAAGACGCGUGGACGAAGCUACAAGUCCCAGUGUCAACGAAUCGAGCUCAUUACUUUGGUCAGGGAGGUCAGUGCGGGCCGUUGAAAGGAGGAACAAGAUGGUUAAUGCCGCCUUUUACGCUCUGCAAGUGUUCUAUUCCUUCUUCAUCAUGCUUCUAUUCAUGACCUACAACGGGUGGGUCAUGCUCGCUGUGGCCGUAGGAGCCUUCCUCGGAUAUAUGACGUUCGGUAAUUCGUCCUCCGCGACGAAAGGCGUUGCAUGCCACUAAGGGCUGCCUUUACUCCCGGCCGGUGAUAUCAAAGAAGGAGGGCCAUCGUACCGUUUGCGAUGAAUCAAGGAGUGUUCAUGGAAUACCAUUACUGGAGUUUCUUCGCCGCAUACAUUAGCAUGUUCAUGGCCUUUAGUUGAUUGUUUAGGAUAUGUCUAAUUCAUAGAGUGCCAAUAUUAAUGAACCUUUGCUAC
Messenger RNA from Mytilinidion resinicola, 771 nucleotides. RefSeq names its product Ctr copper transporter family protein. Gene Ontology annotation, molecular function: copper ion transmembrane transporter activity. Gene Ontology annotation, biological process: copper ion transmembrane transport. Lineage: Eukaryota; Fungi; Ascomycota; Dothideomycetes; Mytilinidiales; Mytilinidiaceae. The transcript has 4 exons. Gene Ontology annotation, cellular component: membrane. Bases 92 to 577 code for a protein of 161 amino acids. The record is from RefSeq and is a predicted model, not a curated record.